Messenger RNA from Papilio xuthus (Asian swallowtail), 2729 nucleotides. RefSeq lists its product as uncharacterized. The transcript is spliced from 2 exons. Lineage: Eukaryota; Metazoa; Arthropoda; Insecta; Lepidoptera; Papilionidae. The record is from RefSeq and is a predicted model, not a curated record. The annotation marks the transcript as partial.
UUAGUUAACUAUCAAAAAAGAAAAGUUUAAAUUAUAUUGGUUUGUUGUUGUUUGUUCGUAAGAGUUAAAUUUAAUGACAGAAGAAAUGAAUAAACAAAGUUUACGUGAUUUAAUUACUAGAAGAACGUCCGCCAAAGGACAAAUUACAAAAUUUAAAAAUUAUUUAAAUAGCAUUGCAGGUUUAAUAGAACUAAACAACGUUCAAUUAACGGAGUUAGAUUUAAAACUCACUAAAUUUGAAGCUUUGUCUAUGAAGGUUGAUGAUUUGCAGAGUGAAAUAGAGGUUUUAAAUUAUGAAAAUAUUUCGGCUGAAAUUGAGGAACGCGAUAAAAUUGAGCAAGAUAUAAUUAUGAAUAUAGCAAAGGCAAAAACUUUAGUCGAAAAAUUCUCCAAAAAAUUAGAAUGCGAAAAAAGGCGCAACUCGGGUCACAACGCGUCAUGUUGUAUAGAUGAUCCUAAUCACCCCCACGAAUUAGGAUUGAAACUCCCUCAAAUUCAAAUAGCCAAAUUUGAUGGCGCAUAUUUCCGUUGGUUGGAGUUUAGGGAUACUUUUGAAAAUCUUAUACAUAAGAAUGAUCGCAUAUCAGACAUCCAUAAAUUCCAUUACCUCGUAUCUUAUUUGCAAGGCGACGCGGCCAGGAUUAUUUCAAAUUUGGAGGUGUCAACCAACAAUUAUGCUGAAGCGUGGAAGAUAAUUUGCAAUAGAUACGACAACAAAAGAAUAUUGAUUAAUCAUCAUUUAACAUCAUUAUUUAAUAUUAAACAGCUUCCACGGGAAUCCGAGCGAUCUUUGCGAUUUUUGGUUGACCACGUGACAAAAAAUUUGCGCGCUUUAACAAGUCUAGGACAACCCACUGACAAAUGGGAUGUACUAAUAAUAUUUAUGUUAUCAUCUAAGUUAGAUAUCAAUACGUUGUCAAAAUGGGAGGAAUAUCGCAACAAUCUGGAAGGCGACGUGCCUACCCUCGAACAAUUUUACAAAUUUAUGAUAGACCGUGCUGAUGUGCUCGAGUCAUUAAAUCGUAAUAAUCGGUCUGACGUCACUGGCGUGUCAAAGAUGACCAGUGGUCCUGUGCGUUCUAUGUCUAAUAAUAAUUAUAUUCAAAGGACAGGUCAAAAUCAAAACAAUGUCGUAAAAUCGUUUGCGAGCACCAGCAAUAAUUAUAACAAAAACCCAAAUACUACGUUUAUAUGUAUUAUUUGCAAUGAGCGUCAUAGGAUAUAUGAUUGUCCGACGUUUAAGGCGAAGGGGGUUGACGAGCGAAUGAUGGACGUGACGAAAUAUAAAUUGUGUGUUAAUUGUUUAAGACAAGGUCACCCCGAAAGCGAGUGUCGCAUGGGUCCAUGCCGUGAACGCGGCUGCUCCAAGCGUCACAAUAGUUUGCUCCAUCGCCCAUCAUCCUCCUCAAGCCACCUCGCUCUCAUUGAUGAACAAGAUGGUAAUGAAGUUAUCGUUAACUAUUCUAAUCAAAAUACAAAUCAGGUGUUAUUAUCUACAGCUAUUAUUGAAGUAUCGAAUCCAGUUGAUCAUCAAAAGGUCAAAGUUCGUGCUCUUUUAGAUUGCGGAAGUCAAUCGUCAUUUAUAUCUGAGUCCCUAAAGACCAGGCUGUCAUUAAAGUCUCGCCACAUUGACACACUAAAGGUCAUUGGUAUAGGCAACACUUCUUCAAUGAAUGUAAUUGAAAGUUGUGAUAUUCAAUUGAAAGCAACAAAUAGCAAUUUUAGUGCAAUGUUAUCGUGUUUUGUUUUAAAUGAGCUCACCGGUCGUUUACCAAAGACGCCGGUUGACGUCGAGUCAAUUAAAUUACCAGAAAAUAUUCAGUUGGCUGACCCCUUGUUUUAUCAGCCAGCCCCCAUAGAUGUACUAAUAGGUGCUGAUCUCUUCUGGGACAUUCUAGGCAACGAACAACGUUCCCUAGGACCCAACAAUCCUAAGUUAAGGAGUUCACAGUUAGGUUGGAUAAUCUCUGGCCCCAUAAAUUCAGCAGUAUCUAGCAAAAGGAUACACUGUAAUCACGCCAUUGUCUCUUCAUCGCAAAAUGAAAAUAUAGAACAGUUAGUUUCUAAAUUUUGGGAGUUAGAAGAAGUUCCGAAAAGGUCAAGCGUAAGUGAAGAUGAAUGCGAGUGUGAAAGGCACUUUCUCGCUAAUACUAUAAGAGAUGAAGAAGGUAGGUUUUGUGUCAAAUUACCUUUAAAAGAAUCAGUAGAUUGUUUAGGUGAUAGCUACAAUCGUGCGAAAAAACGAUUCAUUAAUUUAGAAAAACGUUUCAAGCGUAAUCCAAACCUCAAAUCUGAAUACACAAAAUUCUUAAGAGAAUAUGCAGAAUUAGGGCAUCUCUCUGUAUCUAGCUAUAAUAGUUCACCGGUCCCUCUCCCAGCGUACUACUUGUGUCAUCAUGCGGUCAUACGUCAAGAGAGCGAGUCUACCAAGCUCCGCGUAGUAUUCGACGGCUCAGCCUCUUCUACAUCAGGUUACUCAUUGAAUGACAUUUUAAUGGUAGGUCCCAAUGUCCAAGACACCCUCUUUUCCAUCUUAAUUCGGGCAAGGCAAUACAAGUACCUGCUCACUGGAGAUGUGGAAAAAAUGUAUAGGCAGGUGCUUGUCAACGAAAGUGAUAGGAACUUGCAGCUAAUUUUGUGGAGAGAGGACGAGUCACGCCCCAUCCAAACGUUGGUCUUAAAUACCUUAACCUAUGGCACAGCAAGCGCAAGUUACCUCAGUACACGAU